Messenger RNA from Emiliania huxleyi CCMP1516, 1260 nucleotides. RefSeq lists its product as hypothetical. Lineage: Eukaryota; Haptophyta; Isochrysidales; Noelaerhabdaceae. The record is from RefSeq and is a predicted model, not a curated record. The transcript has a single exon. Bases 1 to 1260 code for a protein of 419 amino acids.
AUGGCAAUGCGCAGGAGCUGCGUGCCACGCGCGACGGUGCUCGAGGCUCCGAGGAGCACGCGCUGGGAGAAGUAUAGCGACCCGCAGUGCACCGCCGGCUGCGCCAUCAAGUCUUGCUCGGGCAAGUGGCACCCGUGCUGCGUGACCAAGGCGGUUGAACCUCACACGUACGCGCCCAAAUCUGCGGAAUUCCCAAGCCUGGCAUUCCGCCUGGAGUACUAUUUUGGCGUGGAAGACGACCGCGCCUGCCCGAGGUUUGGCAGGCUAAAGGCGAAAAUGCGCUACGACCACGCCUUUCUGUACAGCUGUGGCUCGCCCAUCACAGGGAUCGCUUGCAAGGGCAGCCCUUGCCACCCGACAUAUGGCAACGACAUCUUCCGUAUGUGCGAGGCGUUCGGCCGUCCGGGUGCGACCUUCGCACUGACCCUGGGCGACCGGAUGGUCGCCAACAGCGGCGUGAUCGGCAAGUCGAGGGACGUCCGGACCGGCUGCGGCGCGAUGCUCCCGCUCAACACGGGACGGCACUGGGCGCCGCUCGGCGCUGAACGCGAGCGGAAAGACGACGCGCACCUCAUGUAUUCGAGGUGGGUCUUCAUGCGCAGCGCGCUGGGGCGGCGGAACCGGACCUGGGCGGACAGCUGGCUCGCCCGCUGGCUCAAGCCGAAGGUCCCAUGGGCCUCCAAGCAGAAGGACAUCGUGUGGCGCGGCACCACGACGGGCUGCUGCUGCAACGCGGAGACGUACCGGCCGCCGUCGGCGCCGUGCGUACGCAAGGACUUCGUGCAGGCGCUCGGUCGGCGGCACAAUGUCAAGUUUAUCGGGCCAGUCGUGCAGAAACGCCACGAGUGGGUCGCCGAGAACUGGACGUUUGGCGAGCGGCUGUCGGUGGGCAAGCAGCUGUCCUAUCGGUACAUUCUCAGCCUCGAGGGCAACGAUGUGGCGACCGACCUGAAGUGGAAGCUCGCGCAGAACAGUGUCGUCGUGAUGCCGCCGCCGACGCGCGAGUCGUGGCUCAUGGAGGGCCUGCUGCUGCCGUGGGUGCACUACGUGCCGCUCUACAGGCCGGAGGACCUUGAGUCAACGCUCCGCUGGCUCGACAGCCACGAGUCGGCGUGCCUCCGGAUCAUCGCAAACGCGCGCGAGUGGAUGCGCCGCGUGUUGCAGCCGGCGGACUUUACGCCGCUCUUGCAGGCGCUGCUCGUUUCCCCGCCAGACCUAUCUAUCGACGCCUCGUCCAGAGACUUUACUGAUGAAAGGUGA